Epithele typhae is the source of this 1359-nucleotide messenger RNA. RefSeq lists its product as uncharacterized. NCBI's taxonomy places the organism in Eukaryota, Fungi, Basidiomycota, Agaricomycetes, Polyporales, Epitheliaceae. The transcript is spliced from 7 exons. The record is from RefSeq and is a predicted model, not a curated record. Bases 1 to 1359 code for a protein of 452 amino acids.
AUGGUCCCCCUCAGCAUAAACAAGGACUUUGUCGCCGCCUGCCUGGCCAUCUCGAAGUGGGACCUGCAGGGGAGCCGCUUCCCUAUUUCCCCCACCGAGACACUCAAUCGGCUCACGGCCAACUACGCCAAUGCCUAUACCGACUUCUACGGCAGCCGCACUCCCUGCGUCUUCAAGACCGGCCCUGAGUGGCCCAAACGCAAGGGUCCCGAUGCUCAGAGCAUCGUCCGUGAGCCUCGCCCCAUCUACGGUCACGCCAUCGCGCCCACUUGGCUCUCUAUCGGCCAUCGUAUCAUCAAGAGCCUCGACUCUGCCAGCGUGCUGUGGACCUCCAUCAACCCCCUCGCCUACGCUAACGCCGGGGAGGCGAAGCCGUUCUGCCCCUUUGUCAUCUCCAUCGGUGCCGUCCAGGGUAUCCUUACCGAGGCUGGAUUCCCUACCAUCGAGGUGGCUAUCGUGGAGUCGGUCGUCACGCGUUCGGGAGUCGCUGCCGCUGCCAGGACUCCCGGGCUCCUCUCGUUCGACCCCCUCCUCGACGACGUCCCUGAGCUGCGGAAGCCCACCCCACUACGAGGGACGGGCGCUCUCUACUACCGCCUCGGCAAAGACGACAAGCGUGUCGCCAUCCUGACCUGCGCUCACGUCGCCCGCCCCCCUCCCGGGGGCUAUACCGACGCAGUUGGUGCCAUAAUGAAGGAGAUCGGCGACCUCGUCCUGUCCAUCGAAGUUUGGGACGCCAUACUCAAGAGACUGGGAAAGCGUUCGGCCGAGCCCUACGGCUAUAUGGAGGAUUGGGCCCUGGUAGAGUUGUACGACGAGAAGAUCGACUGGGAGACUUUCACGGGAAACAAGGUCUACGUCGGCGGCAACAUGUCCAUCACCAACUUCGCCGAAACCAUGUUCUCGCAGCCAGCCGACCGGGCGAACUACAGCUACCCCGAGGACGGUCUCCUGCAGGCUCAUGGCGUUGUGAGGACGCCGAGUUCCGCAACCCCCAGCACCUCGACGUCCACAACGAGAAGUGCUGCUCGUGGUGAAGAACGGGCUGACGACGGGGACGACGGUCGGCCGCGUCAACGGUCUCGAGUCUUUCACCCGCCACUACGACGGCACGACAUCCACCACACGGCGAUCGAGAUCGCCGUCUUGGGCUACGACAAGCAGCACCCCAAGUUCUCCGACGCUGGUGAUUCCGGGUCCAUCGUCCUCGCCAGGGACGGUCGCAUCGUCGGCCUCAUCACCGGCGGUGGAGGCCCCAGCGACGAGGCCACCAUCACCUACAUCUGCCCUUACUGGUGGCUCGAGAAGCGCAUCAAGGCCAAGUUCCCCGACUGCUUCCUCUUCGACGCCGUCAAGUAG